AUGGCCAGAGAGAUAAGAAAGUUAACCUUGUCCAAGGUCCAGAGUCAGUCAUCCUCGGUUUGUAAUUUUUGUGGAAUAGGUCAUCUAACGCAUGAGUGCCAGGCCUCGACUACAGAUGAAGUGGUAAAUGCUGUGGGGAGAUUUGACAGAGGCAACUACCAAAGUGGCAAUAAUUUAAACCCUAUCGGGCAGAGGCACCCAGGUUUUUCUUGGAGUUCACCAGGUGGUAGUGCAAAUGCAUGGCAACGGAAUAACUCCAGACCCCAGGGACUAGGAGCUCCAGGUUUUCUAAAUAGCAGAGGCAGCAAUACCAACCUCCACGGUCUAAUCAGUCCAGCAUGGCUUGAAACUCAUGGCAUAUCCAUUAGAAACUUGGAAAGACAAGUGAAGCAACUUGCUAAUAUAUUGUCUGAGAGGGUUCCAGGAACUCUCCCUGCUUAUACUGAAAGAAAUAAAAAAAUAAUAAUAAAUGCGGUGUCUUUGAGAAGUGGGCACGUAUUGAAGGACCCCAUUGAAAAACAAAAGGAUGAGUUAAUUGAAGAACAUGUAGAGAUUGUGGAGGAGCAGAAAAAUAGCAACAAUCAAGAAGGUGAAGUGAGGGUAUAUCCAGAUGAUGGUUUGAAGAAGAAAGGGAUGACUAGAGCUCUGAAAAAGAAGAAGGAUAGGAAUUCAAUGAAUGACGAGAUGAAGAGAGUGCAUGUUAAUCUACCUAUCACAAAGGUGAUCUCGCAGAUGCUAGCCUAUGCUGAGUUCCUGAAGGAGAUAUUGUCCAACAAGCAUAAAGUGGAAGAGACAUCGGUUGUCAAGCUCACAGAGCAUUGUAGUGCCAUUCUACAAAAUAAGCUCCCUCAAAAGUGUGAUGAUCUAGGGAGUUUUACUAUACUUUGCUCUUUAGAAAGUACUAAAUUUGAAAAAUCAUUGUAUGAUUCAAGUGCUUCUAUUAAUCUUAUGCCUUUGUCCAUUUUUAGGAAAUCAGAGGGAGAUAUUGGAGAAAUUAGAUCUAUACCUGUGUCUUUGCAGCUGGUGGACCAGACCACGAUCAUACCUGAAGGAAUAGUGGAAGAUGUGCUAGUUCGGGUGGAUAAAUUUGUGUUCCCUGUGGACUUCAUCAUGGUGAAUAUGGAAGAGAAUAAGGAGGUCCCUCUGAUUUUAGGGAGACCUUUCUUGGCUACUAGCAGAGCUAUUGUCGACAUUCAGGAGAGCCAACUCAUGCUAAGAGUGGGGGAAGAAAGAGUGGUGUUCAAGAUGAAUGAUGCAAUAGGGGCACCUAGAGACAAGUUGACUGCACAGUCUCCAUCUAGAGAGAGUAAGCCCGAUAAGCGUGGGGUGUACCCAACGAAGGCAGAAAAAAACUUUCAACAUGGAUAUGUGCACUGGGUCGAGCGUGCAAUGUGGAUCCCGACUUCGAUUCAGACCCAGACUAGAUGA
This is a messenger RNA of Nicotiana attenuata, 1428 nucleotides long. RefSeq lists its product as uncharacterized. The transcript has 3 exons. The coding region runs from base 1 to 1428 and encodes 475 amino acids. Lineage: Eukaryota; Viridiplantae; Streptophyta; Magnoliopsida; Solanales; Solanaceae. The record is from RefSeq and is a predicted model, not a curated record.